CUUACAGGGAGGGGUUGCAGUUUCAGCAGUGUUCGAAGGGUGGGGGAGGGAGGCAAACCCUUCAGCACUUCAAUUCUCGCAUCAGACUACAGCAGAAAUCAGCUAAAAUGAAGAAAGCUCAGAGAUAUGACUAUUUCCUUGUCCUAGAUUUUGAGGCGACAUGUGACGAUGGGAAAAAAAUUAACCCACAGGAAAUCAUAGAGUUUCCUGUGCUGAAGGUGAACGCCAAGACAUAUGAGGUAGAGGACACUUUCCAGCAAUUUGUCCGGCCAGUGCAUCACCCAAACCUCACUGCCUUCUGCACUCAUCUCACCACAAUAACACAGGAAGAGGUAAACUCUGCAAAAGUGUUUCAGGAAGUGUUUCAAGACUUUAGGCAGUGGAUGGAGGAGAAGGUUGGGCUGGACAAACGGUUUCUUUUUGUGACAUGUGGAGACUGGGAUCUGAAGACCAUGCUACCAUCUCAGUGUGCUCUGUACAACAUCCCUGUCCCUCCCUACUGUAAAGUGUGGCUCAACAUUAAGAAGUCUUAUGCCAUCAAGAAGGGUGACUAUGUGAAGGGAAUGUAUCCCAUGCUGGAUGGACUCAAUCUAAAGGCUGUCGGAACCCCACACAGGGGCAUCGAUGACUGUAAAAACAUUGCCAACAUCCUAAGGGCGCUUGCCAAUCUGCAGUGUGAGUUUCUGCCGACCUACUAUGUGGAAUAGCAGAGGUGUGUCCCGGAGUGUGGUGAGAGAUGAUGUGAUGUCAGUAUUAGCUGUUACACUCACUGUCUCCUGACUGUCCAAAAGAUUCCAAGCAUUUUUAGUCACACACAUAGUAUGCACUUUUUCAGUAUGCUAUUCCUUUGACUGUAGUUUUCCAAAUGUCUUGUGCUUAUGGUAAUGGCACUUUAUUGCUACAUUUUUAUCUACACAAGUUUUUAGUCACAUAUUUGCACCACCUUAAGUAGUUUUUGACUCUAAUGAGAGACAAAAUGUACUUUUAAUUCUCCUUUAUUUAUAUUUCCAUACAAAUAUAUUUUAGAUUUCUCGAAAUACUAUCAAAGAAUGAUUGUAGUGAUGAAAUGUUCAGUGUGAUAAGAAACAUUAAUAAGAAGUGAAAUAAGUGAGAUGGUUGAGUGGUGUGACUGGAAGUGAGGUGACAGUACAGCUGGCUCACAGCUGAGAGAACUAAGAAAUCCUAGGCUCAAAUAUCCGGCCAAAGGGGAGAUCAUUCAGACCUACUCUCCAUCUUUCUCCAUGCAGCCUGUGAUCUAGUGACUUGGGAACCCCACCUGGAUGUUCCAAGUUAGUUUUGUGUAUGGCUUGACUCCUGAAUUGUUGUAGGAGACAUUUGUUUUAUUGGAGACUCAGGCUGAUUGAUUAAAAGGUGAAAAAAAGGUCAAAGAAAUUAAUAAUUAUCAUGUAAGCCAGUCGUGAGCCAUGAUGUGUAUAUAUAUUUUAUGAUCCUCUUUUGUAACGCCUCUUUUCUACUUUUUCAUUAUAUAUGUAAUG
Molecule: messenger RNA, 1496 nt
Organism: Portunus trituberculatus (swimming crab)
Lineage: Eukaryota; Metazoa; Arthropoda; Malacostraca; Decapoda; Portunidae
Product: ERI1 exoribonuclease 3-like
Exons: 6
Coding region: 108-707 (199 amino acids)
Biological process (GO): exonucleolytic trimming to generate mature 3'-end of 5.8S rRNA from tricistronic rRNA transcript (SSU-rRNA, 5.8S rRNA, LSU-rRNA)
Molecular function (GO): 3'-5'-RNA exonuclease activity; nucleic acid binding
Source: RefSeq, a predicted model, not a curated record